Messenger RNA from Nerophis lumbriciformis (worm pipefish), 1272 nucleotides. The record is from RefSeq and is a predicted model, not a curated record. Lineage: Eukaryota; Metazoa; Chordata; Actinopteri; Syngnathiformes; Syngnathidae.
AUGGCGUGGCGCCUCCUGUGGCCUUUUGUCCUAAUGGGAGUGUUGAGCUGCGUGGCUCUGGAAAUUCACCCGGAGGAGUCCCAGUAUUACGCCGCCGAGGGCUCCGAUGUCACAAUGCUUUGCCAGUACAAUGACACUCUGGACAGGUCGGGGUACAUCAUAUGGAGUUUCACCCGGUUUGAUGCCUAUAAACCACCACGCAUCUUUCUGUUCGGUGACGGCCGCUUGCACUUGGAUCUUGACGCAACGAUGAAGGGCAGGGUCCAUUUCGCUGCACGCGAUGCCCUAAAUGGAGACGCUUCUCUCACCAUUAGCAACGUCAGUCGCUCAGACGCGAUGACUUACAUUUGCGUUGUGAAAAAGUUACCUGAAAUGGAGGAGAAGAAGAUAAUGACCCUGAGGGUCAUGGAGCCGCCAAGUCAACCGAUAUGCAACUUGCAAGAGGAAUUCGCCCGAGGCAAUAACGUGACGCUCACAUGCUUGUCUUUCCAUGGUGAAUCCCCUCUGACGUACACCUGGUCCAAGAUCAGCGGAAACCAGGUCCUCCCCGCCAAUGCUGUGGUGGACUCCGUAAGAGGCACCAUGCGUUUGGAUAGUAUCAUCGAGCAGGACUGUGGAAGCUAUCUCUGCACAGUGGAGAGCUUGGUCGGAAGCAAAAGCUGUGAGCUCGUCCUCCCCUGCCCGGACGUGCCAGAAGCCCACAUGUCCUCCGCGCUGCUGAUUACCAUUUCCAUCACGGUGGUCCUCGUCAUCCUUGCCGUUUCCAUCAUCACCGCUGGCUGCUUGUGGUGGUCCAGAAAGAAGACAGGGCAGCAUAACUUCAGUGAGAACGUGGGUGAUGUGCCACCUCCUUCCCAAUGGAUUCCAAAAAAAAAAGAGAUUCUGCCGUCUUUGCACUACGAGAUUAGGGAAAGAACAAUGAAGAGAUCUCAAAACAUUGAGACAUUCUUUAUUGUCAAGAAGAAAAAAAGAUCAGCUGCUGGAGACAGUGGGGCUACAGCAUCCUCUUCAGGACAGCAUUCAGCAGAGAUUCUCAUCAGUGAGGGUGACAGCCAUUCAGAUGAGGAUCCACAAGCGUCUAUAUGUGAAAGUGGCAGCGACACAGACGAGGCUCCACAUUCUCCGCUCCCCACAUCGUCCCAGUCAUCAGGUAUUCUGCCUGCAAAAACCUUUUGGACAGACUGCCAGCCGCCUUGCGUGUACUUCAUGAGAUGGCUGAAGAGAGCAGUGGUGAAAGAUCUGUGGAAGCAAGAGGUCUGCUUACCCAGAUAG